Molecule: messenger RNA, 1113 nt
Organism: Naumovozyma dairenensis CBS 421
Lineage: Eukaryota; Fungi; Ascomycota; Saccharomycetes; Saccharomycetales; Saccharomycetaceae
Gene: RTT103
Product: Rtt103p
Exons: 1
Coding region: 1-1113 (370 amino acids)
Biological process (GO): mRNA 3'-end processing
Cellular component (GO): RNA polymerase II, holoenzyme
Molecular function (GO): RNA polymerase II C-terminal domain binding
Source: RefSeq, a predicted model, not a curated record
AUGUCCUUUUCAACUCAGCAGUUUGUCAACAAACUUAAUAACCUGGAAGAUACCCAAGAAUCUAUAUCUAGCGCUGCAAAAUGGCUUGUUUCGCAAUAUAGAGAAGCCUCAGAGGUAGCGAACUGUUGGAAGGGCUACAUGUUAAAAUCAAGUAUAAAUACAAGAAGGAAGUUAUUGGCUCUAUAUUUGGCAAACCAUGUAGUUCAACAAGCCAAGAGCCAACAAAUAACCCAAUUCCAGGAAUCCUUCGGUAAAGUGUCUGCUGAAGCCAUUGGUUCUAUAUAUUCGACAUUUCCAAGCGAUUUGAAGAAGAAGGUCAAAAGAGUUACUAAUAUUUGGAAGGAAAGAAGAAUAUUUUCACCAGAUAUUUUAAAGGAAAUUGAUCGUGCUCUUGAGCAAGGUUCAUCAAGUACAGAUAAUGUAGCUUUACCGCCUCAUGUAAAAGCAAUAGCUGACAACUAUAUUCAGUUAGACAAUAAUAAACACCAUAUACAAGCAGUUAAAGCCAGGUUUGACAAAUCGGUUCAAGAGUUAGAUCCAUCGAGUAUGGUAUACGAAGAGAAUUAUAAGACAGUUUCAAAAAUCGGACAAUUAACGAAAGAUACCAUUACAAAAUCUCUCAAAUUGAGGGAGGAAAAUAUUAGUAAACUAGAAAAAAUGCUCGAAGGCGAAAGGAAAGGGCUUGAGCAAGAGAAAAUGCUUUUAUCUGAAGUCGAAUUUUCAUUACUAUCGAAGAAUCCCGAAACGAUGCGAAAAGGUACUGACGAAGAGGACGUUCUUCCUUCGUACGAAGUUGAUGAAAAUGACAAUGACGACAACGAUAGUGAAGAUAUUGAAGCUAGCUCUGACAAUGACGAUAAAAUCAAAGAAAAAGAAGAAUCGAAAGAAACGGACAAUGUUAAACGUACAAUCAACGAUUCAUCUUCAGAGCUUAAUGAUGAAUCUUCACAUGACAACCAUAAGAGGGCAAAAAUUGGAGAAAAUAAUACCUCUGAGUCAAACAGUGAGGACGUUACAUCUCAGACGGGGACACCAGAAAGUGGAAAUGACAUUGCUGCAAAUGCUGGUAUGACUUCAUCCAUUCAAGAUCUUCUAAGUAGACUUGCAAAUUAA